Molecule: messenger RNA, 1847 nt
Organism: Pteronotus mesoamericanus
Lineage: Eukaryota; Metazoa; Chordata; Mammalia; Chiroptera; Mormoopidae
Gene: RTN2
Product: reticulon 2
Exons: 10
Coding region: 16-1428 (470 amino acids)
Cellular component (GO): endoplasmic reticulum membrane
Source: RefSeq, a predicted model, not a curated record
GUCCCAAGGGGGGCCAUGGGGCAGGUCCUGCCGGUCUUCGCCCACUGCAAAGAAGCUCCAUCGACAGCCUCCUCUACCCCUGACUCCACGGAAGGAGGAAAUGACGACUCGGAUUUUCGGGACCUGCACACAGCCCGGGAAUUCUCGGAGGACGAGGAGGAAGAGACCACGUCGCAGGACUGGGGCACUCCCCGGGAGCUGACCUUCUCCUACAUUGCCUUCGACGGCGCGGGGGGCUCCGGGGCGCGCCGGGAUUCAGCUGCCCGCCGCCCCAGGCCCCAGGGGCGCUCAGUAUCUGAACCGCGGGACCCACCCCCUCAGCCUGGCCUGGGCGACAGUUUGGAGAGCAUCCCCAGCCUGAGCCAAUCCCCGGAGCCCGUGCGCCGGGGAGACCCCGACACUGCUCCUCCGGCAGAGCACCCCCUGGAGGACCUGGGGCUCCAGCUGGACCAGCUGGACUGGGCCGCCCGGGAAGCGGGGUCCGGGGAGGACUCUUCUACCAGUAGCUCCACCCCGCUGGAAGACGAGGAGCCCGACGGAUCAGAGACAAGAGAGGCUGGGAAAGAACUGGACGUACAACUCGGACUCGCUCAGUCCUCGCCGCCCGAAGUCUUAACUCCACAGUCCAGCCCUGGCUCUGGGACCCCUCAGGCCCGUACCCCGUCCCCACCCGGAUCCCGGGAUUCGAACUCUUGGCCUGAUGAGCCCUCGCUGGACGAGAAAGAGGAAGAGCCAUGGGGGCAGCUGGAUCGGGAGCCAAUCACGGGGCAGUGCCUCGUUUGCACGAACCAAUCAGAAUUCACAUUGGAACCACACUUUCUAGUGGCCGACCUGCUGUACUGGAAGGACACGAGGACAUCAGGAGUGGUCUUCACGGGCCUCAUGGUCUCCCUGCUGUGCCUGCUCCACUUUAGCAUCGUGUCCGUGGCCGCCCACGUGGCCCUGUUGCUGCUCUGUGGCACCAUCUCUCUCAGGGUUUACCGAAAAGUGCUGCAGGCCGUGCACCGGGGGGACGGCGCCAACCCCUUCCAGGCCUAUCUGGACGUGGACCUGACCCUGACUCGGGAGCAGACAGAGCGUUUGUCCCAGCAGAUUGCCUCCCAAGUGGUCUCUGCGGCCACCCAGCUGCGUCAUUUUUUCCUGGUAGAAGACCUCGUGGACUCCCUGAAGCUGGCCCUUCUCUUCUACAUCUUGACCUUCGUGGGUGCCGUCUUCAAUGGUUUGACUCUUCUCAUUCUGGGAGUGAUUGGUUUAUUCACCGUCCCGCUGCUGUACCGGCAGCACCAGGCCCAAAUCGACCAGUAUGUGGGAUUGGUGACCAAUCAGUUGAGCCACAUCAAAGCGAAGAUCCGAGCUAAGAUCCCAGGGACCGGAGCCCUUGCCUCGGCAGCAGCCACAGUCUCUGGAUCCAAAGCCAAAGCCGAAUGAAAAGGGUGUCUCUGCCUGCGGGACGCCUGCCCCCACCCCCUGCACAGCCCUCUCCUCCCCCUCAAUCUCCCCUUCAUCCCCACCCUCUUCCCUUCUCAGCCCCAGCCAUUUCCGGGUGGGUGUCUGGAUCACUCACACCAGGGAGUUAGCGCAAAUUGCCUGAGCGGCCAGGACUACAUUUCCCAAGAGGCUCUGCUCUAAGAGUCCAGGGAAAACGAGGCACCCUGGCUGGGGUCCUGCUGGGACUUGUAGUUGCCUAGCUGGGGCACCCGCCCUGCACUUACGCGAACCCGCCGCUGGAGGCGCCGUGAGGGGUUGGUGUCUUCUGGACGCUACUGGGCCCAAAGCCGGGGCUUUGCAUGGGGCCCAGGGGAGGCCUGAGCUUGGAUUUACACUGUAAUAAAGACUUAAGUGGAAAA